Racocetra persica is the source of this 217-nucleotide messenger RNA. The record is from the annotation of a GenBank genome assembly. Lineage: Eukaryota; Fungi; Glomeromycota; Glomeromycetes; Diversisporales; Gigasporaceae.
AUGAAUCCAGAAAUAUGGUCUGUAAAGGAGGUUUGCGAUUGGCUUCGAAAAGAAAACUUUGAAAGACUAAUAGAGUUAUUUGAAGAAAAUAAUGUAGACGGCAAAGCUUUAAUUAAGAUCGAUAUAGAAAAGUUACGCCGAUUUAAAGUGCCUUCUAAAGAUCAUUAUGUUUUCCUGAACACAGUAGAAUUGCUUAAAUCUAAAUCUAUUCAAGGGG